Messenger RNA from Labrus bergylta (ballan wrasse), 3029 nucleotides. It is a transcript of the gene cdk11b, whose product is annotated as cyclin dependent kinase 11B. The record is from RefSeq and is a predicted model, not a curated record. NCBI's taxonomy places the organism in Eukaryota, Metazoa, Chordata, Actinopteri, Labriformes, Labridae. Gene Ontology annotation, cellular component: nucleus. Gene Ontology annotation, molecular function: protein serine/threonine kinase activity; ATP binding. Gene Ontology annotation, biological process: regulation of mitotic cell cycle; protein phosphorylation.
CUUCUGAGACUUCCGGUGUGAACCAGAAUACCGCUGCGCGUAUUUCAGGCGGUGGAGAGUGGAUGCUGAUGGGGGACGAAAAGGACACCUGGAAAGUAAAAACACUUGACGAAAUCCUACAAGAGAAGAAACGCCGAAGAGAAUUAGAAGAGAGGACAGACCCCAAGCGCCAGAAAAAUUUCACCCAGGGCCCUGUUCCACAGGCGGAUGAUCGGGAAGCCAAACGAGACACUCCGGAGGAAGGAGAACUACGGGAUCAAAAAAUGGAAAUAACAAUUCGUAAUUCCCCGUACACACGGGAAGACUCAACAGAAGACAGGGGAGACGAAGAUGAUUCACUUGCAAUCAAGCCCCCACAACAAAUAGCAAGAAAAGACAAAUCUCACCACAGAAAGGAGGAGAAAAGAAAAGAUAAAAGACGUCAUCGCAGUCAAUCUGCUGAAGGAGCAGGGAAACAUGUACGACCCAAAGACAAAGAAAAAGAGCGAGAGAGCGAACGCAGGAAGCGUCAAUGGGAAGAAGACAAAGCCCGGCGAGACUGGGAGAGGCAAAAACGGAGGGAACAGGCCAGAGCUCAUUCACGCAGAGAGAGACCUCGAUUGGACUCUCCUGGGUUUUUUUUGGACCACAGGGACCGGCUGGAACAGCUCGAGCGCCAGCGCGAACGGGACCGUAAGCUCCGUGAACAGCAGAAAGAGCAACGAGAACUGAAGGAUCGGGAGAGGAGAGCCGAGGAGCGACGCAAAGAGCGAGGUGGCCGACGAGAAGUGCCUUCUCAUCAUCGGAUGUUACCCGAAGAGUAUGACGAUAAGUCAAAACUAAGUCACCGCAGCCGGAGUCCCCCUUCUGUUCCCCGGGACCGAGGUGAACAGAGUGAACCACGGAAAAGUGCGCCAUCAAAGGAGGAGAAGCCAGAGGGCAAAGAUCUGCUCACAGACCUGCAGGACAUCAGUGACAGUGAGAGAAAGACCAGCUCUGCAGAGUCCUCCGUCGCAUCUGGAUCUGGAUCUGACGAGGAAGAGGAUGAUGAUGAUGAAGAGGAGUCCAGCAGCCAGAGUGAGGGUGAAGAGGAGGAAGGGGAGGAGGAGUCUGUAUCCGGCUCUGGGAGGUCUGAGCAGAGUGCAGAGGACGUGAGUGAAGACGAGCAGUCAGAGGAAGACUUUGAAGAGGAGAGGGAAAAUGGAAAUCACAUCCCUGCAGUGCCAGAGUCUCGGUUUGAUCAUGACUCUGAGGAGAGCGGUGAAGACAUGGGGGAGGAGGAAGAGGAGGAGGAGGAGGAAGCAGGAGAGAAUGACCCCACACCACAGUCUCAGACUCAUUCUCGCUCCCCGACCCCUGAAGAGAACUACAUCCCUGACUCGCCCCCCAUUUCACCUGUGGAGCUGAAGAAGGAGCUGCCCAAAUACCUGCCUGCUCUACAGGGUUGUCGCAGUGUUGAGGAAUUCCAGUGUUUGAACCGAAUCGAGGAGGGAACUUACGGUGUGGUCUACAGAGCCAAGGACAAAAAGACAGAUGAAAUUGUGGCCCUGAAGAGGUUAAAGAUGGAGAAGGAGAAGGAGGGCUUCCCCAUCACCUCUCUAAGAGAAAUCAAUACAAUCCUAAAAGCUCAGCACCCGAACAUCGUCACAGUCAGGGAAAUAGUUGUCGGAAGUAACAUGGACAAGAUCUACAUUGUGAUGAACUAUGUAGAACAUGACCUGAAGAGUCUGAUGGAAACCAUGAAGCAGCCUUUCCUGCCAGGGGAAGUCAAGACUUUGAUGAUUCAGCUUCUUCGAGGCGUCCGACAUCUCCACGACAACUGGAUUCUCCACCGUGAUCUGAAGACGUCCAAUCUGCUGCUGAGCCACAAGGGGAUCCUCAAGAUUGGUGACUUUGGUUUGGCCCGGGAGUACGGUUCCCCCCUGAAGCCCUACACCCCCGUGGUGGUGACCCUGUGGUACCGAUCACCCGAGCUGCUGCUUGGAGCCAAGGAGUACUCCACAGCUGUGGACAUGUGGUCAGUGGGCUGCAUAUUUGGGGAGCUCCUCACCCAGAAACCACUUUUCCCUGGAAAAUCAGAAAUUGACCAAAUCAACAAGAUUUUCAAGGAUCUGGGGUCACCCAGUGAGAAGAUCUGGCCCGGCUACAACGAGUUGCCCGCUGUGAAGAAGAUGACUUUCACAGAGUAUCCCUACAACAACCUGCGAAAGCGCUUUGGAGCACUCCUCUCAGACCAAGGCUUUGACCUCAUGAACAAAUUCCUCACCUACUGUCCCAGUAAGAGGAUUUUAUCAGACGAGGCGCUCAAGCACGAGUACCUCCGCGAGACGCCACUGCCCAUCGAACCGUCCAUGUUCCCCACCUGGCCAGCCAAGAGCGAGCAGCAGAGGGUGAAGAGAGGCACCAGUCCUCGUCCACCCGAGGGAGGCCUGGGCUACAGUCAGCUGGGCGAUGAUGACCUCAAGGACACAGGCUUUCAUCUGACAACCAGCAACCAGGGAGCGUCUGCAGUCGGUCCAGGAUUCAGCCUUAAAUUCUGAGUCCAAACACAGCAGGACGCUUCGCUGUCCAACUGAGGAGAGGAGCAAAAAGUUCUAGGACUACUUUUGGAACUGGACUGUCUCUGGUUUGCGACAUUAAACCAGAUCAUUCUCUAAAAAACUUAACACCAAACAGGACUGUUUCGCAGCAAGACUGGUGACAACAAACAUUUUGAGACUUUUCCCGUAAACCUCACUACUUCUUCUCUUAUAUGUUUUCUUCAAGCAUUCAAGAUUUUAAAUGUUAGCUAACGAAGAGGAGAUGCACAGAACCAUAAAUCUGUUGGAGGUUGAGCUCUGUUUUUUCUUUAUAAUUUCACCGUGUACACUUCAUGAGAGGACCAGAUUUUCUAAAUGGUUGGUAUUUCCUGGCUGCCUGAGCUACUGUAUAAUGAUGCAGCACUGGCUGUGUGCUCCUUCCAGCAUUAUGUCAGAAAGUUACUUUGGGCUGUCAGGUCACUUCAUGAAAGGAGGAAACUGUUUUUGCUAGAAAUAAAGUUUGAAACUUUG